AUGCUCGAUCUAUUCUUCUCUCCACCUGAGAUUUUCGUCGCGAAAGUUCAAGUCUUGGUAGAUUUCUUGGACUUGCAAACGUUGCCUUACCACAUACAUGAAAUAAUCAUCGCAUUUUGUUUCUACACCAUCGUCGAUACCUAUGUCUCCCAAAUUAUUUCAUCUCGACUCUUUCCAAAAAAAUACCCAUCGCUUUCCCAUCGAGGCAAGAUCAACUGGAACAUUCAUUUUGUCUCAUUCGUUCAAUCUACUGUGAUAUGUACAUUGGCCUUGUGGGUGCAAUGGACAGAUGAUGAACGAUGGAACAUGGACUGGCGGGGAAGAAUAUGGGGAUACACUGGGGCUGGAGGUCUUGUCCAGGCUUUUGCUAUGGGUUAUUUCUUAUGGGAUUUGAUGGCUAGUGUUGUUCAUCUAGACGUUCUUGGAUGGAGCUCGUUAAUACAUGCCAUCUGUGCACUUUUAGUGGUUGGCAUUGGUUUUAGACCAUUUGCGAAUUAUUAUGGUCUGAACUUCGUCCUUUACGAACUCUCCACCCCAUUCCUCAAUAUUCACUGGUUCUUCGAUAAGCUCAACAUGACGGGUUCCAAAGCACAACUUUACAAUGGCAUAGUGCUCCUCGUUAUGUUCUUCUCAUGCCGUCUUGUGUGGGGUGUCUACCAAUCUGCAAGAUUGUAUCAGGAUAUAUGGAGCUCUUUCCAUACCCCCAGUGCAAUAAUUGCCCCGGAGCCUGGAUUCCCUAGUGCUUCAGAAUGGGAACUCUUCAGAUUCUCCGGAGAAUCCAAAGAGCUGUCGCUACCAACAUGGUUGGCCUGGGGCUAUCUGGGAACGAAUACUAUAUUGACACUUUUAAAUUUCUAUUGGUUUAAUCAGAUGAUUUCCGCGGUAUCGAAAAGGUUCUCAAAGAAAGGAAAGCAUACACGAGCAAAUAAGAAAGAGUAG
Messenger RNA from Botrytis fragariae, 939 nucleotides. Its product is annotated as putative tlc domain-containing protein. The transcript has 2 exons. NCBI's taxonomy places the organism in Eukaryota, Fungi, Ascomycota, Leotiomycetes, Helotiales, Sclerotiniaceae. The record is from RefSeq and is a predicted model, not a curated record. Gene Ontology annotation, cellular component: endoplasmic reticulum; membrane. Gene Ontology annotation, biological process: lipid homeostasis. Bases 1 to 939 code for a protein of 312 amino acids.